AUGCGGGAAAGCAUCAGGACCAGACGGGAUCCCGCCAGAAGCACUGAGAACAGAUGCAGAGACAACAGCGGACAUGCUCACACCACUAUUGCAGAAGGUGUGGAAGGAAGAGAAGGUACUUGCCUAUUGAUUGGAAGAAGGGUUACCUUGUCAAACUGCCGAAGAAAGGAGACCUCAGUGUUUGCAAGAACUGGCGCGGAAUCACUCUCCUGUCCACCCAAAGCCAGCAAAAUAUUAAGCCGCAUCAUCCUGGAGAG
This is a messenger RNA of Heterobilharzia americana, 257 nucleotides long. Lineage: Eukaryota; Metazoa; Platyhelminthes; Trematoda; Strigeidida; Schistosomatidae. The record is from the annotation of a GenBank genome assembly.